Molecule: messenger RNA, 984 nt
Organism: Lichtheimia ornata
Lineage: Eukaryota; Fungi; Mucoromycota; Mucoromycetes; Mucorales; Lichtheimiaceae
Exons: 4
Coding region: 1-984 (327 amino acids)
Biological process (GO): protein import into peroxisome matrix, docking
Cellular component (GO): peroxisomal membrane; peroxisomal importomer complex
Molecular function (GO): signaling receptor binding
Source: RefSeq, a predicted model, not a curated record
AUGAGAGAAGACUUGAUACAAUCGGCCGUUUCUUUCCUUACCGAUCCCAAGGUGCAAUCGGCGGCAUUGACAAAGAAGGUCUCAUUCUUGGAAUCCAAGGGCAUGACAUCCGAGGAAAUUGAAGAAGCCAUGUCUCGUGCUAACGGCAAAGCACCUGCAGCAACAACAACGGCAACAGCAGCAGCGCCGGUGGCUACCCAACAACCUGGAGGCGCCGUUGUCCCAUAUAACACUGCCGUCGCUACCCAACCUCCUCCAGUCCCCGCUCGUCCUUCUUAUGAUUGGCGUGAUGUCUUUAUUGCAGCUGUUCUUGCAGGUGGUGCAACCUAUGGAUUGUGGACAUUGGCCAAGCGUUUCUUUGGUCCCUGGUUCAAGGUACCACAAAAGGAAGAAUUGGAGAAGGAAAAGGCUGCAUUGGAUUCACAAUUUGAAGCAGUUGAGGCAUCGCUCAAGGAAAUCAAGGAUCAAACUGAAGAAGCUUUGACGGCCGUUUCGACACAAUCCGAUCGAGUCAACACAUCCAUCACCAGUCUCGAAGCAGCUUUGAAGGACUUGAAGGAAGGAGAUGAAGCAAGACAAAAACAAUUUGGAGAGGUGAAGGAUGAAGUGGAUGCCUUGAAAGAACUUGUACCCAAGAUGAUGGAUCGGAAUAAGCAACAGCAGGGAGAUGUCCUUGAAGAAUUGCAAAAUGAGCUCAAAUCUCUCAAGAGUCUACUUCUCAGUCGUCGUCCCACAACCCCUUCUUCUCCUGUACCUGAACCAACAACAUCCAGCAAUACGGUUGCAUCAGCAACGAAGCCUGUUGAGAAUGGCAAUGGCAACGGUAGCAGUAUCCCAGCAUGGCAAAUGGCUGCUGCUGCUUCAUCAAUCAACAACAACAACAACAAGGCUCCCGCUCCAUCUGCCACCACUCCUCAAGCUGAACCCGCAACUGGCUCUUCAUCAUCUUCAGCAGCUGGAUCUGCCACCAACAAUACCGCUUAG